UGAUAUAAGUAUUUGAAAUGAACAUGAUUUCUUAAUGUCCAGUGACACAUCAGGGCCAUUUUAUGAUUAAUUGAAAAAGAUUUCUUACAUACGUUUCCUUUAAUAUCUUUAUGGCUAAAACCUUGUAUAUUUUACUUCCGGAACACUUUCCAGGUCUAUAGAAACAAGAGGUCGAUACGUAUGUGUACAGCAAGUUACUAAGCAACAAUGGUAGACUGCGCUGUAGCGCCCAGCCCGCGGUACUUCAAUCAUUUACAUUCAUUUAAGGCAUAGAAGGGCUAUUUUAUGCUUAACUAUACGGAUAUACACAUACCUAUAUUCAAUAUUCCGGUAAUAGGAACUACUAUUUCUAUCUUGAGUAUGGCUAGCACGCGUAUUUCAGAGCAAUUACCACCACAUAUUGACUCGACUCAAGCACCUGUUGCUUUCGGUAACCGAGCAAUUCCGCGGCUUUCUGUGGAACUUCAAGACCCUGAGCUGUACAUGCGGCAGAAAGCUCUUGCGGCCCUGUGCGACUUGGUUCAUGACCCAGAGAGGGCAUAUGAGGCUAUUCACAACGGUUGUUUGGAGAAGCUGAAGGUCCUGCUGCAGGACAAUGACAGCUCAGUUAGAAUCAAAACCACAGAAGUCCUUUACCUAUUAGCCGCCCAUAAUGUGGGCAGAGAGGCCUUCCUCCAACGGGAUGUGGUGGCUCCGCUUUCUGAUCUUUUAGACGAGCCAGUCGAUGCCUGCCGUAAAAUCAUGCAUUCUGUACUGAAGAGGGUGGCUGAGUUUCCUACAGGAGCUGCAUAUAUUGUGACUUUAGGCCUUGUUCCCCGGCUGGUGAUGAAGCUACCUGUGGAGAAGGACGGCAUCCGGGCAUUGAUCCUUGCCACUCUCAGCUAUUGUGUGAGGGUGGAUGCCCUUCCUGCACUGGACAGUGACGGUGUGCUCAUGCUGCGGAACCAGCUCUCUCACCCCUCUGCCGAUAUCCGCCGAGCCGCAGCCUCCGCCAUGGUUGGCAUCAGUGUACCUUUGGAAGGAAAGCACAAGGUGUGUGACGAGGGAGUGCUUCCAGUCCUUGUGAAGUUGCUGUCAGACUGGGAUGCAGAAGUGACCGCCAGUGCUGCUGGGACUAUCAUGAACACAGCUAUUAUCACUGAAGGGAAGUUCCAGGCCCUGGAAGCAGGGGCCGUCUUACCCUUGUUGAAACUUGUGGAAAGCAAGGACAGAGCUGUGUGUGCUAACUCGCUUCGUGCCUUAACCAUCCUGGCUGAAGUCCCCUGUGCUCGGGAACAGCUUCGGGAACAUCUUCCCCUAUUGGAGGCAAGGCUCAAUCACCCAGCCUCCAUUAUACACCGGGCAGCUGCCACCGCCAUCCGUGUCAUCUCCUGGACCCCUUGAGAGACAUACCUGGGCUUUCUCACUCCUUUCCUCCUAACAAACCCACAUUGGUUUUAAAAUGUUUGUUGGAGCCCCAAUAAAUAUUUGUUUUAAUCCUAGAACUAACCCCCAACCCCUAAUAUGAAUUCUAUACUUUUCAGUUAUUAUUAUUUUACAAAUAUUUAAGCAUUUUGUGCUUUAUCAGACAGACAACGAGAAAAUAUUUUUUUCAGAAAGAGCGUUGGGCCGAAUUCGAGUCCAUACUGCAGCAGUACAUGUGCACAUGAGACAUCGGUGCUCAACCAACAUGAACCAUGCUUUUGAAGAAAUAAAUGUGAACCUACCAACAGCUGCACACCAACUGCAGGGUUCCAGUCCUGCUCUUUGGGUUAGCGCAGGCGUCCCACAGGUGACGGUGAAAUUGGCCAGCACAGUCCACAUUUGGGGGUUAGUAACUGAGUCAAUGUGCCCUUGCCUUCUUGCGCUGUAGGGAUUCUAUUUGGUGACUUAGGUGUCUGUGAGCUAAAUCCAGGUGGAAGACAGGAGAUUGCGUUCCAUCCAUUGCAUGAGGUUUCUGGUCUAGACUUCCUGGUUGAGCAAGCAGUAUGGUAAGAACCAGAACGGCAUCAAAUCUGCUGUGGAAGACAUGUCUACUGUCCCAAGUCCACUGGCAGUUGUUGUGUUAAGCAGGGCCUUAUCCAAUACGAAUGGGAUAUCACCAAAUUUGCGAGAGAAAAAAACACAAUGGGGUAAAAUACUUUGAAUGUACUUUUUAAUAAAUGAUACUGUAUUAUACAUAUUGUCCUACAUUAUCUUUUUACAGUAGGCUAAAAUUCUAAAUUAUUUUAAAAUACAUUUAAGAGCCGCU
Messenger RNA from Esox lucius (northern pike), 2230 nucleotides. RefSeq names its product radial spoke head 14 homolog (gene rsph14). Gene Ontology annotation, molecular function: protein binding. The record is from RefSeq and is a predicted model, not a curated record. The transcript is spliced from 6 exons. NCBI's taxonomy places the organism in Eukaryota, Metazoa, Chordata, Actinopteri, Esociformes, Esocidae. Bases 286 to 1383 code for a protein of 365 amino acids.